Messenger RNA from Hyalella azteca, 658 nucleotides. Its product is annotated as 60S ribosome subunit biogenesis protein NIP7 homolog. Gene Ontology annotation, molecular function: RNA binding. Gene Ontology annotation, biological process: ribosome assembly; ribosomal large subunit biogenesis. NCBI's taxonomy places the organism in Eukaryota, Metazoa, Arthropoda, Malacostraca, Amphipoda, Hyalellidae. The record is from RefSeq and is a predicted model, not a curated record. Gene Ontology annotation, cellular component: preribosome, large subunit precursor; nucleus; nucleolus. Bases 97 to 642 code for a protein of 181 amino acids. The transcript has 4 exons.
GUAGGUACACCUGUACUAAUAUUUAUCAAAUUUCAGAUCUUCGUCAAAUUGAAUUUACAGGUGCACACAAUUAACCAAUUUAUAUCACAAUCCACAAUGAGACCCUUGUCAGACACAGAAACUAAAGUGAUGUUCAAGAAGAUAAUGAAAUACAUUGGUGAGCGAGUCAAGCUGCUCAUCAAGCGACCAGAUGGCAACUACUGUUUCCGCAUACACAACAACAGAGUCUUCUAUGUAUCAGAAAAACACAUGAAACUUGCAGCAACAAUGCCGAAAGACAUGCUGGUAUCUUUUGGUGUCAUAUUUGGCAAGUUCACCAAGACUAAGAAGUUGUUUUUCCUUCAUAUCACAGCUCUAGAUUAUUUAGCCCCCUAUGCACAGAGCAAAGUGUGGAUCAAAGAGUCAUCAGAACAACAUUUCCUCUAUGCCAACCACGUCAUGAAGUCAGACCUGGCGCGCAUUACUGACGGAACACCGCGCAAUGCUGGCGUCAUCAUAUGCAACAGCAAAGACGUCCCACUGGGCUUUGGUGUAGCCGCUAAGUCAGCCCUGGAGUGUCGGCAUGCAGGUCCCGUGGCCAUCGUUGCAUUCCACCAAGCCGAUCUGGGUGAAUACAUCAGAGACGAAGACAAAAUAAUAUAAAUGUUACUCCCGUUUA